AUGAGACCCCAGGAUGAACCAGUGGUGCUGGUGCACAUCCCCUUGGAGCUGUAUCCGUACUUUAUGAAAUCCGUCUUGAACCUGCUCUUUGACGAGACGCCCCCGCUAGGUCACUCCGAGGAUGACGCCUACAAAGCGCCGGCGUUCAUGAAUAUCUCCAUCACCCCCGUGGAGGUCUCGGUCAUAUGUCCCAGACGACUGAUCGAGAAAUAUUUCGUCCCCGUCAUAGACGAGCUGGGCCAGCUCGAUACGGCCCUGCAAUCCCGGCUGGUCGUGAGCGAAAAGGACUACAUUGUCAUGCAGGUCCUGGGGGAAGGUCUCGAAGCCGGCAAACGGGUCUUGGAAUUAACCAGUCCACUCGCACUCGCAGGGAUAUCCAUCUUCUUCAUCUCAACCUAUUUCUCCGACUACAUCAUGGUACCCAUGCAAAGCAAAACCAGCGUGAUGACAGCCCUCGAAUCGAGGGGAUUCCAAUUUGACGACGCAACCGCCGCCUUCGUCAGUCCACUGAGUCCAACUACUGAAAAACGCCUGAGCGAUCUCAUCCCGCCCAGAACGCCACCUCCGUCCAACAUCGCGGAGCUGCAAACCCGCACCUUUGAAACUCUCCAGAACCGCCAGAUCACCCCUUCCGUCGACUCAACUCUCCGCCUAGUACAAUGUGCCGCUCACCAUGAGUACCACAGCUCCGAGAGCUCCAUGGCUAUCCUCCGGGAUGCCCUCACGACCGUGCUGGUCGUGGACCGCCCACGCUUCCUCUCCCUAACCCUAGCAUCGCUGGACCCCGCUGCAUCCCUCCUCCUAGAAAAGCGACUAUUACCUCGCUUCACCCGCCACGGCGAGUACGAAGAUGGCUCGGGUCUUUUACUAGGCUCGAAAGAAGACCAUCUGAUCCCCAUCACCCUGGACCUUCGUGAUCUCCCCCUCGAGGCAUCCGGGAUCGUCUGCGGUGUCGCAGGCCGGUUAGCGGGAACCGCUCGGCCCCUCUCAUCGAGCCCUAGUGCACUGAGUAGCGCCAGCAGUGUGACAGGGUCCGUGCCCAGACUGUUCGAUACGUUCGGGACGCGGCUAGACUCCACCCCGGCACACAAUCUGGCGCCGUUGAGCCAGCUGCCCUCCGAUGUUGAGGGGGCGGUGGAGAUUAGUUUCCUGAGUACGGCGCGGGCGGGGACGAUUAUCGUUGGGGAAGAUGAGUUGGCGAGGGCGGUUGCUGAAUUGAAUAAUGCAUGA
This is a messenger RNA of Penicillium olsonii, 1230 nucleotides long. The record is from the annotation of a GenBank genome assembly. NCBI's taxonomy places the organism in Eukaryota, Fungi, Ascomycota, Eurotiomycetes, Eurotiales, Aspergillaceae.